Molecule: messenger RNA, 1331 nt
Organism: Hermetia illucens (black soldier fly)
Lineage: Eukaryota; Metazoa; Arthropoda; Insecta; Diptera; Stratiomyidae
Gene: Jhbp16
Exons: 4
Coding region: 487-1236 (249 amino acids)
Source: RefSeq, a predicted model, not a curated record
GCUUAGCUGUACAGUGGAGGAUUACACAAAUUGGUAGCCCAAGUGGGGCCUCAUUAAUCUGUUGGUAAUAUCGCAAGAGAUCUUUACCGAGUUUCAGGCUUGCACUCUUGUUGGCUAGAUCGCUGCAGUGUUGCAGGUUGGGUGCUAGUUGGAGGAUUUUUAAUGUUUCAAUCAGGAAAGGUUACUGGCGGAUUUAGUGCGUGAAGUUGAGGAUUUUGUGGAUGCAGUGAAGACAUUUGAAGGCAUGUAUGUUAUGCUGCUGGUGUUGGAGUUAAAAAAUAAGUGCGGUUGGUGGAGUUUCUGAGUGACUGUAAGGAACUAUGCUCUAGUUUGGUGGUGCAAGUGAUUUAGAUGCGUGAUUCCUGUAAAUAACCUGUGCUCGGUUGUCCUGACUCCGGUUAAUAUAUUCAUUGUAAUAUAAGUGGUAUGUUCUCUUAAAUUAAAUGGAAAAUCCAGCGAAAAUAUCACAUCGAUGUGCUAAUAACAAUGGGCCUCAUUCAUCACUUUUUCGCAUUAGCUCUAGCUCUCUCAGCACCGCUUUCACAGGCUCAAAGAUUCAAGCGGCUGGACACCCUCCUUGGUGCAUGCCAUAUGUACACCGAAACAUUCGAUACCUGCAUGCAGGACGUAUUCAACGACUUGAGGGUGUUUUUCAAAAACGGAAUCCCCGAGUUCAAUAUAAAGCCCUUCGACCCUCACAAAGCGGCUUAUGUUGAACAGCGACGUGGUGAUCUUCAUGGUAUUGGUGGUUACGAUUUGAUCUUAAAAAAUGUUAGCGAAUUUGGCUGGUCAAACUCCAAAGUUACUAAAUUCAAAUCGGAUCUGGACAAUAAUCAAAUUGAAUACUCUCAGUUCUUCCCUGAAAAGAGCUUAGAAGGUACUUAUGAAUUCUCCGGUAAAUUAAUGGGUGCUGCUGUGGAAAAUGCUGGAAUAUGGAAUUUAACGCUGUAUAAUUACAGCCAAACAACAACUGUCCGCCGACUGGGCGGUCCUGGGUCAAUUUUAAAGGUGCACGUCGAAGUGGAUAAGAUUGGCGGGAUGACCCUGCAUAUCUCCGACUUCUUCGGUAGCAGAGCGGUGCAUUUGAAUAAUAUUGCGGAUACAGUCAUCAAUUCCAUGUGGAAGGCGGGUUUGCCCUUCUUGAAGCCGCUCAUUAACGAACUAGUCAGCACAGCUUUCACAGAUAUUUUUAAUGAAUCAUUUAGAUAUUUUCCUAUAAGUAAUUUUGUUAAAUGAAUAUUGGAUGAGUAGAGUUUAGAAGUAGAUUUAGAUUUUUUUACGUUUGAACUAUGCAAUAUUUUUAUUUUGUGAAUAAAACUGUUGUAAGUGUA